Leptopilina heterotoma is the source of this 2455-nucleotide messenger RNA. RefSeq names its product girdin-like. NCBI's taxonomy places the organism in Eukaryota, Metazoa, Arthropoda, Insecta, Hymenoptera, Figitidae. The transcript is spliced from 7 exons. The coding region runs from base 28 to 1527 and encodes 499 amino acids. The record is from RefSeq and is a predicted model, not a curated record.
AUUUUUGCUCAGUAUUAAUUUUGAAUAAUGUCUGUAGCAUAUGUUUUAAUAUUAGGAGGAACCGGAGGAACAAAAAUAAAAAAGAAAGUUCCUAUUAAAAUUAUUAAGAAAUUCAGCGCAGAAAAACACGUGCCUAACCAAAAGUAUAAAUUAGAAGGAGAACCUCAAACAGAAUGUAUUAUUCUCUUUAUGGCAGAAAACGAAAAAGAGUUGGAUCUUAUCAUUCAGAAUCAUCGACCUCGACAACUUUUAAAUAAAUUACUACAUUCCGCUGCAGAAACAACUGAUGAUGAAAAGAAACCUUCUAAUUCUAGUCGCAAACGGCAGGCAACACAAGAGAAAAUUCCUCAAACGGUAAAGAAGCGUCUAGAAAAUUUAAAAACAAAGAAUAAUAACCGGCUUUUGGCGAAAAGUGAUAUUAUUCAUAUUUCAGAGAAAGAACCAUUAUAUCAAGAUAAUACAAGUGGUGAACAUAAUAUGAUUAAUGUUUCUUCAAAUAUCAAGACUAACGAUACAAAUAUUGAAAAUGUACAAAAUAAAAUUGAAUCCUUGGAAAAAGAGAAUGCAUCCUUUUUCGAGGAAAUAAAUAUGUUAAAGGAUAGCCUGUUAAAGAAAGAUCAUGAUUUGUCAACUAAAGAAAAUGUAAUAAAUUUCUUGGAUGAUGAAGUACAAAGAAAUCUUCAAAAGUCCAAUCUUCGAAAAUUAAAUAUGGAAUGGCAAAAAACAGGACUCGAUAAAUAUAAGACUUUAUUAGAAGUUCAUAAAGCGACCGUAGAAAAAUCUUCAGCUUCCCAAGAAGGCAGUAAAUACCCAGCAAUUGGAUUUAUUACAGAAGAUGACACUCAGGUUCAUAUUGGUAAAGGAUUAUACUUAUCAAUGCAGGCAUGGACUUUAGCUCUUCAUGUGCCUAACAAUAGACAUAUUACUUUCGCCAAAAAUAUUUUGGUUGCACUUUGCGGAUACGAUUAUUUAUCAGAGACCACUGUUACUGGCAAGGGGAGUAAUAGGAAUAAGCAAACUAAAAAUCCUAACAAAAGGCUGGACCCGAAAAUUUUACUUGCUGUUAGAGAUUUCUACAGUUAUUAUCUGGUUACGGAAAAAAAGUGGAAAGAAGAAGAUGCUGAUGUUGCUGCAGGCAAAGUUCAUCUUUAUAUUAGCAAGAAAAUAGCUCAAAUUAAAGAAAUGAAAACAAAAGCGUAUGCAGAAAAAAAUCAACGAAAUCUCCUUGGGGUAGAGGAAGAAGAGAAUGUCGACACUGCAACACUAACUGAAAGAGUUUCCGAAUCCGAAGAAAUUGAUAAUAAUCAAUCGGUUUCCAAAGAAGAUGUCACAGGAAGUGACGUUUCUAUGGAAAAACGAAAUAUAGCAAAUGUGCUAAACCUAAGUAAUGUUGAAAUUGAAAAUGAUAUAGGAAACGAGGAAAAAAUGUUUCUUUUAAACUUGGAUGAAAGUGCACUGCUUGAUUCUCACUUGAGUGAUGAAGAAGACAUUUUGCUGGAUCCUCUACAAAUGAGCAGCAACGUUUAAUCUUUAAUUAAUAUAAAGUUAAAAGAUUUUUUAUCGUUUGGCUACUUAACUUUUUAGUGUGAUUCCACAAAAAGGUCAUCACUUCUUGGAGCAUAAUAACAAAUGUUUUUUAAAAAUAGUAUUAUAUUUAUGAGGACAAAGUUUAAAAGAACUAAAUGUUUUAAAUUAAAAUAACUAUUAUAUGACUUCAAAUUUAAAACUAAUGAAAAUUUUAAAAAUUGUUAUAUCUUUUUAAAAAUUUAAGGUAAAUAAGUGUAGUGUGUUGCAGAAAAUUAAGAAAAAUGAAACUACCAGGCAAUUAUUAUCUCUUAAUAUUUUAACAAUAACAGUCAACUAUUAUUUUGUUAAUUGCGAAAUAUAAAAAAAUUGUUUUUAAGCUAUUUGAGAAGCAAUAAAUGUAAUAAUGACAAAUUUAUUAAGAGUAGCCUGAAAAGUAGUAAAUUUCUCAGGAAAUCGCACUUUAAUGAUUAUAUUUGGAUAUAUUUUAUCUCUAUUUUAACAAAAAUAAGAUCUCAUUUUAAUUUUAAAUUAACUGUCACUUAAAACCGAAUCAUUGUUUAAUGUUAUGCUAAAUUGAAAUUUAUUUUCAUCUACAGUAUUUAAAUAUUGUUAGUAUCUUUCUAUUUUAUGUGAUUAGUAAUUUUAUGUAUUAAUAUAAUACGAAUACAGUCAUAAUGCUUAAAUUAAGAUUAAAAAGACUGAUAAAUGUAUGAAAACGUGAAGUAUUAUUAGUAUUAAAAAGAAAUAUCUUUGAUUAUUUAUUGUAUUCUUCGUUCAAUCAACAGAUACAUCGUGGUUGGAGCCCUAAAUGUUUCAUAAAAAAACACGUUUAAAAAUGAAUAACUUUUCUACUAUGUAUGUUUUAAAUUUAAUUUUAUAAAAAUUUAAAGCAAAAUUAAAUAUUUUAUUAUCGCUUUAAAUUUAUUUG